GUACGUUAUUGCAGUCAAGUGCACAAGCGUCACGGCGUUCACGUUGCGUGCAGCUACCAAACUUUUUCAGAUUUCCCCCCUAAAAUCAGUUGGUGUUGGUGUGUUGUAUCGACUCAUGACGUCAUUGCAGAAGACUGUAGCUGCUUAUGGCUCGUGGAAAUCUCCCAUUGUUGCGUCUGAUGUUGCAAAGGAGGCUUUGCGAUUGGAAAGUGUGAGGGUUGAUGUGACCGGUCAGGGGAAGGAAGGUGUAGUCUAUUGGACUGAACUACGACCUUGGGAAGGCGGGGCCAUAAGAGUAUGCAGCAGAGACAUGUCACACCACGACGGUUCAGACGACCAUCCAACUCAGUGGACACAUGGAGAUUACAAUGCAAGGACUCGUGUUCACGAAUACGGAGGGAGUGGCUCCUUUAUUCAUGCAGGAGUUGUCUAUUUUUCUAACUUUAAAGACCAACGGCUUUAUAAGCAGACUGCUCAUGAUGUUGAACCGGUUGCCUUGUCUCCUGCUGAGGGCGGCUGGAGGUUUGCUGAUUAUCAUUCCAUUGCUGGAAAGAAGUUCAUCGUUGCAGUAGGAGAAAACCACGGCAUCGUGACGGCCGGAAAAGCAAAAGAGCCAGAAAACGUUGUAUUGUCACUUGAUGUUGAGUCCGGUGAUCAACAUUUAUUGGUUAGAGGAUCGGACUUCUAUUCUAGUCCACGGCUCUCUCCUGAUGGCAAACAGUUGGCCUGGAUUGAAUGGAAGCAUCCAAACAUGCCAUGGGAUGAUACAGAACUAUGGAUUGCACAGAUCACGGACGAUGGGAGAGCUUUAGUUGCAGACUCACGUCUAAAGAUUGCUGGAGGUGAAGGCAUAAAUGUCAUUCAGCCUUCUUGGUCUCCAUCAGGAGAUCUCUUCUUUAUCAGUGACUCGGCUUCCAGUGACCCUUUUUGGUCUCUGUAUAGAGCCGAUGUGACAGGCAAUGGAAAGCAUCAUAAAGUCUUGGGAGAACACGGACAUGAAAUUGGAUUACCUGGCUGGCAGUUUAACUAUAGCUCUUAUGCUAUUAAUCCACAAAAUUCAAAGGAGAUUGCUGUUGCAUUUAAGGGAGGUCUUCACACUCUCAAUACUGACACUGGAAAGCUAACAACUAUCCCCACAGAGUUCAUAAGUCACUCACAUGUAGUUUACUCAUCGGAUGGUCACAUCUUCACAGUCUCCAUGGGACCCACCGUUUUUCAAUCAAUCCUUCGCAUCAACCCUACUACUCAUGUAGUACAGGUUGUUCGCCCAUCUCGCAAGCCAUUGGUUGAUGCAGAAUACAUCAGUGUUGGUAAACACAUCAAGUUUGAAACUUCAGACAAUGAAGUUGCACAUGCAAUAUACUAUCCUGCAAAGAGUAAGGAGUUUUGUGGUCCUGAGGGAAGGAAACCACCAUUGAUUGUUCGUGUGCAUGGAGGUCCGACUGCUUCGGCAAGUGUGUCACUUAAUGUUGAGUAUCAGUUCUAUACGACACGUGGAAUCGCUGUGGUUGAUCUAAACUACCGUGGCAGUACAGGAUACGGUCGUGCUUACAGAGACAGGCUGAAGAAAAAUUGGGGCCUAUGCGAUGUUGAGGACGCAGUGCAUGGUGCAUUACACCUGAGUAAGGCUGGUGAAGUGGAUGGUGAUCGUCUGGCAAUCUCUGGUGGCUCAGCAGGUGGUUACACUGUGCUGGCAGCUCUGACAUUUAAAGAUGUUUUCAAAGCAGGUUGUAGUCGUUAUGGUGUCAGUGAUUUAGGAGCUUUGGCUACUGAUACGCACAAGUUUGAAAGUCGUUACCUUGAUCUGCUGAUUGGGGAAUAUCCUAAAGAGAAGUCGGUGUAUGAUGAACGUUCUCCUAUAAACUGUGUGGAAAAGUUGAGUGCUCCAGUGAUUUUCUUUCAAGGCGAUGAGGACAAGAUUGUUCCUCCUUCUCAAUCAGAACUGAUGUUCAAUGCAUUGAAGUCUAAAGGCAUUCUUACUUCUUAUGUCCUCUUUCCUGGAGAACAACACGGAUUUCGUAAACUGGAGAAUGUUGUUGCUGCAGUGGAAGGUGAACUGUACUUCUAUGGUCGUGUUAUGGGCUUCACACCUGCAGACACAUUUGAAAAGGUUCCUCACAUUGUCAAUCAGUAAUUGAAUUUCCAAGAACUGAACGUAUAGUUCAUGUCAGACAAACCGCUGAGGCCAGUGUCAUUGCAGUCAUUGCAUGUUCUUCUUGCUUUUUGUUUGUUUAUUCAUGUUGUUGAUGCUGUGCUGAGAAUUUUUUUUAUAAUAAACGACAAUACUUGAGCGAGAA
Messenger RNA from Corticium candelabrum, 2297 nucleotides. Its product is annotated as dipeptidyl-peptidase 5-like. Gene Ontology annotation, molecular function: serine-type peptidase activity. Lineage: Eukaryota; Metazoa; Porifera; Homoscleromorpha; Homosclerophorida; Plakinidae. Gene Ontology annotation, biological process: proteolysis. The transcript is spliced from 15 exons. The record is from RefSeq and is a predicted model, not a curated record. The coding region runs from base 116 to 2134 and encodes 672 amino acids.